Messenger RNA from Marchantia polymorpha subsp. ruderalis, 3173 nucleotides. The record is from the annotation of a GenBank genome assembly. NCBI's taxonomy places the organism in Eukaryota, Viridiplantae, Streptophyta, Marchantiopsida, Marchantiales, Marchantiaceae.
CACCCAGUCCCGUGCCGGUCCCGGUCCCGGUCCUGGUCCCGGGGCAGCGGAGCGGAGCGGCCGGGCGCGUCUGGAGCGCUGUCUCUUGUCCCUCGCUCUCGCUCUCUCGCCCUCUCUCCGUGGCCUCUCUCUGUCUCCGGUCUCGAAUGAUCUGCUGCUGCUGCUGCUGCUCUGGGCUGAGAGACGAGUGAGCAGGCGGACGACGAGGAGGAGGGAGCAGCAGGCGGAGGCAAGAAAGAGCGAAGAUCCGCGGAGACUAGACGACUUGGGGCGACGAGAAUAGUGGUAAAUGUCGUGCGCAGCUCGCACGGAUCGGAGGAUUUGAAUCCGGAUUCGGUAUGAGCCCGUGCCGCAGCGCAGAACAAGGUGCGGUUUGGAUCGGGAGGGAGGGAGGACGGACGAGACGUGACGGGAGGAUGAGCGAGGGCUAGGAGGUCGGAGGGACUCGAAGAAUUGGUGCCGUUCCUGUUGCUGCAUUUGCCGGGAGCUAAUUGAGCAGUGACGAGGGGGUGUUUGAGGCGCAAUUGGUGGAUGCGAGGCGGUUGACUGAGUGAGUGACUGGAGGCCCGAGGACCCGUGAGGGAACAGGAGUUCGGUGUAGAAUGGUGGAGAAGGGAGCAGGGCUGCGGGACCGUACAGGUGGCGGAGGAGGAGGAGGAGGCGGUGGAGUCGGGCAGCAGAGUUGAACAAGGUACGGUUUGAAGUGGGGGAGAAUUAGAGCUGGUUUCGGUUGUUUGCAGAAUGUAGCUCAUCAGUGUUUGUGACCUUGCGAUGGAAGUUGAUUUGCAAUGUGCGUGAUCUGCAUUCGUCCGUUCGUAGUGGACACUUUGUCCUCGGCGCUGUUUUCGUCGAAGCCGAUGAGUAUAAUGUCCGCUCGCCGGGAAUGUGUCGCCGAGAGAGCUGACUGAGGAGAUUCCCCGCCUUCUGAACAGCUCGUGUUUUCAGAGAGCAUAGGAUCACAGCAGCCUCGGGACGAGGCUAGCCUACUGUAGGAGAGACAAGGAUGAUAGACGGUUGGUACUUGCGCAGUAUGACAUCAUUCCAGUCGUUCGCGAAAUUAUCAACCCCGACAUUUCUGACUUAGAGCGUGGGCUGCAAUGCCGAUAUCAUUGAGGAGUAGACCGGUGACAGCGAGAUUCUUGCCCGUCAUGAGUAUCGAUGUGAAGGGACGAGUGUGAAGUGCUUACUGUGAGUGGAUCGAUAUGGAGCCGAUCGUUUUUGGCUUCAUCGGAGCGGCUUCCGUCAUCGUGGUUGCCCUGCUCGUGCUGAUAUUUUUCCAGCUCUUUCUGCUUUUCCGGCACAAGAAUAAGGAGCCGAUUCUUCCCUUAGUCCAUCCGAAGGGAAAAGAAUCGUCAUCUUCUUUCAGAUUCAAGGCUCAAGAUCGAGGUCGCGUGUUCUCUUUCAAAGAAGCGGAAGAAGUCAGCGAAGGCUUCAGUAAUCAUAUCGGCGACGGAACCACUUACCUUGUCUUCAAAGGCAUACUGCCGGAUGGCACCGAAGUUGCCAUCAAACGCAUGAGAGGCAAUCUAGUCUCCGUUAGCAGUGAAGAAACCAAAUUUCAGCUGCAGGUAGAUUUGCUUUACCGGGUUCAUCAUCAGCACAUUAUCAAUCUUAUCGGAUACUGUGAUGAGAGUCCUCACCGGAUGCUUUUCUGUCAGUAUGCUCCGAAUGGCUCCCUCUUCGAAAUGCUCCAUGGUGAUGAGAUUCAAGACGAAAUGCUCACCUGGAAACAAAGAACGAGAAUUGUUAUGGGAAUAGCUUACGGACUCACAUAUUUACAUCAUUCUUGCAACCCUCCAAUUAUCCAUGGAGAGCUGACAUCAGUCAAUAUAAUGUUAACCGAAGAUUUUGCCGCCAAGAUAAAUGGCUUGGGCAAGGUUCCUCUAUUACGAUCCAGUUCCGAUUUUCAGUCUGGAAGAUUAUCAACCAAUGGGGAUCCCUACUACGAUAACCCCCCGACCGACCAGAGGAGUCUGUACAGUCGGGCUAGCGACGUUUACUCAUUUGGAGUGCUGUUAUUAGAACUCUUGACAGGAAAGGUAGCUUACAGUGACGAGCUCGGCCCACUUGCAGAAUGGGCAAAUCCAUACUUAGUAGAUAAGGGGAACAUGCCCGGCAUGAUGGACUGCAAUCUCAAGAAUGUAAAUAUCUUGGAAUUUUGUGCCGUAAGUGAAGUUGCACGUCUCUGUACACAAAGCGACAGCCCCUCCCGACCUUUAAUGAGUGAGGUCUUGGAUAUGUUACACCAAAUUAUUAACAUAUCUGUAGAAGUAGCCGCCCCAAUCAGCAGCCCAGUCACUUUGAGAGGACUUAUGGCUGCGUUUACAUGACAAAGCAGACACUCCCAUUCUUUAUCACUGAACAGCCUAGAACUAGGUUUGGAUUUACAAAGCAUUCGUAGGCGAAGGCAAAUGCUUUGGUCAUUCAUUACAUGGUAGUCUCUUGUAUAGUCUCCCAUCAUCGCGCAUCAAAUGUUUCUUCUUCUAAUUGAGGGCGGGCACACCUCUGCUUUCUCUGGAAAGAUAAGGUCACCUCGUUGUUACAUAAAGUAAUGUUCUUCACAAUGGAUCUCGACCAAGCAUAGAGUUCGACUACGUCUUCUUUAAGUAAUUUCUAAGAAUUGAUGUUGUAGCAGUGCUAAUCGGUGGACGGUUCCGUCCUCACUCUCUGAACCUGUGUGGAAUUUAAGUUGUGCACAUCAAAUCAGAUAAAUUUUAGCGGCAAGUUUUGGGAAAGCACACUAGCUUAUCUCAGAUGCUACAAGGUUCUUUGAAUUUGAAGUUCUUCCUUUACCUUCUAUUCACCUUCAUUAGUUUUAACUGUGACAGUGCAAACUAGAUUCACUUCCAUCAAGGAACAUUGGAUACUCGUCUACCAACGUUAUCAACGCUAUCUGAUGAGUUAUUCCUUCCAUAGCCACGAUGGAGAGAACAGAGAUGGCCAAGCCAAGUAACAUUGCCAUACCUUGAGCACGUCUUAAGGGCCCACGUUAGCUUUGUUUUGUGAAGAAAAGUCUGUAGUAUGUGCAGACAAGGGUUACCAGAUUCCGUUUAUCAUUUAAUUUUCUCCACAGUCCUGUCUAUAUAAUAUUACUGGAAACUCGAGUUGUCUUUUUCUUGGAGUGAAAUACGAACAUAGAUUGGAAUAUAAGAUAUGACGGGAGUUAGAAAGCA